Eremomyces bilateralis CBS 781.70 is the source of this 1193-nucleotide messenger RNA. Its product is annotated as NAD(P)-binding protein. Gene Ontology annotation, molecular function: oxidoreductase activity, acting on the CH-OH group of donors, NAD or NADP as acceptor. Lineage: Eukaryota; Fungi; Ascomycota; Dothideomycetes; Eremomycetales; Eremomycetaceae. The record is from RefSeq and is a predicted model, not a curated record. The transcript is spliced from 3 exons. Bases 147 to 1112 code for a protein of 321 amino acids.
AAACAUUUGAAAUAGAUCACUUAAUUUUAUUCUUGUCUUGUUGAACAGAUCCUUUCAACGCUCUUCCAGUGGUCCGUCCCAUUUGCCAGUUCAGCUCCGACAUUGAACUUCCGGUUAUCUUUCACUUGGAUGAAAUCGGCUUCGUCAUGGCAGUCAACCCGACCAAUAUACCAAAUAACAUAACGGCAGAGACCAAUGCAGCUUCUACUGAUGAGAGACGUUCGUUGGUGAACCGUCAGCUACCAUCUAUGGUGCUGUCGGAUGGGGCAGAGAGCUCGAUGACGGGACCGCCAUUACCCUUUCCACACUACUUGAAUAGCGAAGGGAAGGCGAGAUAUCGCUUCACAGUGGAGGGAAGUGCUGUGAUCACUGGCGGCACUGGUACGCUCGCCCUGAACUGUGCCCGUGCUCUCCUUGAACACGGCUGUUCUGGACUCGCUCUCCUAGACCGCCAGCCUCCAUCCGACCCUACAAUCCGAGCCGCGCUCUCCUCCCUUACUACAGACUUCCCUUCCUCCACAGUCCUGGUCCUCCAAGCCGACGUCACCGACGAAGCGAGCGUCCGCCGAGCCCUGGAAGAAGCAAAAGCGUCGCUGGAUGAUAUCACCAUCUGCUGCUGCUUUGCCGGGGUGGUGGACUGCCAACAUGCAGUGGACCUGGACGUCGACCGAUGGCGGCAGACCAUCGACGUGAAUCUGACCGGAUCGUACGUCACGGCACGGGCAGUCGCGCGGGAGAUGAUGGCGGCGCAGACGGGUGGGUCGAUUGUGUUCAUUGCGUCGAUUUCAGGGCAUAUCGUCAACUUUCCGCAGCCGCAGGCGAGCUAUAAUGUCUCGAAGGCGGGAGUGCUCCACUUGACCAAGUGUCUUGCAGCGGAGUGGGCGAGGUACGGUAUCCGAGUGAACUCAAUUUCGCCAGGGUAUAUGGAUACGAUCUUGAAUGAAGGCCCGGGACUUGCGGCGGCGAGGGAGCAGUGGAAUGCUAGGAAUCCGAUGGGAAGGAUGGGGACGCCGGAAGAGUUGGCGGGGCCAUUGAUUAUGCUCUGCUCUUAUGCAGGAUCGUUCAUCAAUGGCGCAGACAUUGUUGUCGAUGGCGGAGCUUGCGUCUUCUGAGGAUUGAAAAGCUAUCCACGCUCUGAAAUACUGACAAUAGAGGUAUGAAACGGAACGCUUGGGGAGGGGUUAGUGGAUCCG